CGGGAAGAGAAGGAGAGAGACAGUGUGGCUGGGAAAAGGCUGGAGACUCUGGGGUGCAUAACGGGCCUGGGGUACAUGUUGUUCAUGGUGGUUGGCGCAUGAUGCCGUUGUUCCUUGGUAGGAACCUGGAAGCCGAUCUCUUGGCGGCCACGCUGGUGGUGAACGUCCGUCUGAUCGCGCGCGAAUACACAUACACCAAAACAGUUCGAAGUACCGAUCGAACCCCGAAGGCUAUCUUGCAACUCAGUCAUGUGCGAUACGACGUUCACGUUUGGUCAGAGGGGCAACCACUUCUUCCAGUGUCCCUCUCGGCGAGACUACACGCGCAUUCCGAAGAAACUCACUUCACUCCUCACAUCGGCGCAGGUUCAGGAAGUGUAUCACGUAGCUCUUGGCUUCGAAGACAGCUUUCUGCUGACCUAUCGUGACAAACGUGGCCGCGACCACAUCGAGUCCCACAAUCUCCCUACCGAGCUCACUACCUUCCUCCAUGCCAAAAACCCCCAAGGCCGGCCUACCCGAAACAUCCCCGCCAUUCGCCUGACCCUCGGCCCCCACAACGCCUCUUUCUUCGUUCACGAUGCCGGCUCUUACAUCUGGAUGAAUCUUCCUUCUGGACUACUAACCGCGCUUCAAGCGCGAAUAAAAGACGGUAACUGGACAGACCGACCACGCCUUGUUGCGUUAGGCGCCGAUGCGAACUACCUCCUCCUCACCGAGAGGCACGCUGCAGUCUGGGACCUGCGGCACUACACGACCCUCUCCCGGAUGCUAGAGUAUUCGCGCACGCAAGCCCGGGGUAUCGCGGACGUGCGGAACGUAGCGCUGCAUCCGUAUCGGUAUCAGUGCUCGAUUGCGCAGUCGGCGAACGGGACGGUGCUUAGUGACAAUGUUCCACCGCAUGAGGCUGCGGGGAUCGAAAGCAUCCGGGCUGCCAUCUUAAAGGAUACGGAGGAGAUAGAUAUGCGCGUGCAGCAGUCGCAGAGCAAAAUUGAGAGCGCCCCUAGGAGACCUGGCCUGCAGCACCAGGCGACGCUGAGGAAAGAUUGGGGUGAAAGAAAGCAGGAGUUCCGCGCACAGUCUAAGGGGUUAAGGUUGAGUCUCAGUUUGAGUGUUAGUGCAGCCGGUAUCGCGGGAAGCUUUAGUAAGAUGCUUGGAUAGGGCUGGAGGAUAUAUUCGAAAGUUUAGCUGCUGGAAAUGCGCCCGUGUCUCGACUUUCAACGAAAAGACUUGGUAAUCCAUAUCUAUGCGUUCAUUAGUGAAAACAAGUUCGACAAGUUUCGGGAGCUAUGAUCUCUUUAGGCAAAAGCUUCAAAGGUAAUAUAUUGUGCUAAUAGGAAGUCGUCACUGAACUCUGGUC
Paraphaeosphaeria sporulosa is the source of this 1360-nucleotide messenger RNA. RefSeq lists its product as uncharacterized. The record is from RefSeq and is a predicted model, not a curated record. The transcript has 3 exons. Bases 250 to 1161 code for a protein of 303 amino acids. NCBI's taxonomy places the organism in Eukaryota, Fungi, Ascomycota, Dothideomycetes, Pleosporales, Didymosphaeriaceae.